AGCCUGGCCUCUCCUGGCGCCCAGGACGCAUGCGCGAUGGUACCGGCGCCUCAUCACGGCUCUGCGGCGGGAGCAAACGGGUGGGCGCCUCAGCCGCGCGCAGCGUCCCGGAAGUGCGCGCGGCUCUGUGGAAUGUCCUCGCUCGGUGGACUGCGGGGAUUCAGGGCAAAAGAUUCACGCUACGUGUGAGCGGGCGCCCGCAGAGGCGCUGGAAGAGAAGGUGGUAGAUCUAGGGACUCCGGAGCCACCCCAGAAAUGAUUCACGAGCUGCUCUUGGCCCUGAGCGGGUACCCAGGGUCCAUUUUCACCUGGAACAAGCGGAGUGGCCUGCAGGUUUCCCAGGAUUUUCCAUUUCUUCACCCGAGUGAGACUAGUGUCCUGAAUCGACUCUGCCGGCUUGGCACAGACUACAUUCGAUUCACUGAGUUCAUUGAACAGUACACAGGCCAUGUGCAGCAACAGGAUCACCAUCCAUCCCAGCAGGGCCAAGGGGGACUACAUGGGAUCUACCUGAGAGCCUUCUGCACGGGGCUGGACUCAGUUUUGCAGCCUUAUCGCCAAGCACUGCUUGAUUUGGAACAAGAGUUCCUGGCUGACCCGCAUCUCUCCAUAUCACAUGUCAAUUACUCCUUAGAUCAGUUCCAGCUCCUUUUUCCCUCUGUGAUGGUUGUAGUGGAGCAAAUUAAAAGCCAAAAGAUUCAUGGCUGUCAAAUCCUGGAAACAGUUUACAAACAUAGCUGCGGGGGCUUGCCUCCAGUUCGAAGCGCAUUAGAAAAAAUCCUGGCUGUAUGCCAUGGAGUCAUGUAUAAACAGCUCUCGGCCUGGAUGCUGCAUGGACUGCUCUUGGACCAGCAUGAAGAGUUCUUCAUCAAACAGGGUCCAUCUUCUGGUAAUGUCAGUGCCCAGAUGGAAGAGGAUGAGGAAGAUCUGGGCAUUGGAGGCCUGACAGGAAAACAACUGAGAGAACUGCAGGACCUGCGCCUAAUUGAGGAAGAGAAUAUGCUGGCCCCAUCUCUAAAGCAGUUUUCCCUGAGGGUAGAGAUUUUACCAUCCUACAUUCCAGUGAGAGUUGCUGAAAAAAUCCUCUUUGUUGGAGAAUCUGUCCAGAUGUUUGAGAAUCAAAAUGUGAACCUGACAAGGAAAGGGUCCAUCUUGAAAAACCAGGAGGACACUUUUGCUGCCGAGCUGCACCGGCUCAAGCAGCAGCCACUCUUCAGCCUGGUGGACUUUGAGCAGGUGGUAGAUGGGAUUCGUAGCACUGUGGCUGAGCACCUAUGGAAGCUAAUGGUGGAAGAGUCAGAUUUACUGGGUCAGCUGAAGAUCAUUAAAGACUUUUACCUUCUGGGACGAGGAGAACUGUUCCAGGCCUUCAUUGACACAGCUCAACACAUGUUAAAAACACCACCCACUGCAGUGACAGAGCAUGAUGUGAAUGUGGCCUUUCAGCAGUCAGCACACAAGGUGCUGCUAGAUGACGACAACCUUCUCCCUCUGCUGCACUUGACGAUUGAGUAUCAUGGGAAGGACCACAAAGCAGAUGCCACCCAGCCAAGAGAAGUGCCUUCUCGGGAAACAUCUCCCCGGGAACCUCCUUCUUCCGGCUGGGCUGCUCUAGGGCUUUCCUACAAAGUACAAUGGCCACUGCACAUUCUCUUCACCCCAGCUGUCUUGGAAAAGUACAAUGUUGUCUUCAAGUACUUACUGAGUGUACGCCGUGUCCAAGCUGAGCUGCAGCACUGCUGGGCACUCCAGAUGCAGCGCAAGCACCUCAGAUCCAACCAGACGGACGCAGUCAAGUGGCGCCUAAGGAACCACAUGGCCUUCUUGGUAGAUAAUCUGCAGUACUAUCUCCAGGUAGACGUGCUGGAGUCUCAGUUCUCACAGCUGCUUCAUCAGAUCAACUCCACGAGGGACUUUGAAAGCAUCCGAUUGGCGCAUGACCACUUCCUAAGCAAUUUGCUGGCCCAGUCCUUUAUUUUGCUGAAGCCUGUAUUUCACUGCCUGAAUGAGAUCCUAGAUCUCUGUCACAGUUUUUGUUCACUGGUCAGUCAGAACCUGGGUCCACUGGAUGAGCGGGGAGCUGCCCAGCUGAGCAUUCUCGUGAAGGGCUUUAGUCGCCAGUCUUCACUCCUGUUCAAGAUCCUUUCCAGUGUUCGGAAUCACCAGAUCAAUUCAGAUUUGGCGCAGUUACUGCUCCGGCUAGACUAUAACAAAUAUUAUACCCAGGCUGGUGGGACUCUGGGCAGGUAGGAACAAUCUGUGGGCACUUACAGAUCGGGAGGAGGGGUUGAUAAACUAUAGAAGACCAAAAUGCAACUCUGGCCAUCAUCUCCAGAUUUUUAUAAGCAUUUUAUAAGCGAGGCUCAGAGAUGCAGGAAGGGGUGAGGGAUAUUCGGGUAGGGUGAUCGUGUUCUACAACUUUACUGGAAUUUAUUUGCUAGUGAAAUUCACCAGCACAGUAAAAUACUAGAGCUGAGGGUAAGUUCUGUGUUGGGUUAUGUGCUGCUGUGUUCUAGGGGGCAGUCUAGCCUGCUCUGGCCUGUACCAAGGGCAGUGCAGCUGUGGUACCAUGUUUCACUGGCCACUGCUAAACUUCCUUAAAUCUAGUACUGACAUCUGGUGGCAGUCGCCUUCUUAGAGAGCUGUGCUGUUGCCAUGGUGUUAGCUCUAUCUCAGAUUGGCAUGCUUCUUUGAAAGGCAUGACACUUAAUGGUUUUUUUCUUUUACAGUUUUGGGAUGUGAAUUCAGCUUCAUAAAAUGAAGCAGCAGUCAGCCCUACCACGUUCUGAUGUCUGUAACAAACCUCUCUAGUCAUUCAUCAAAUGCCUGCAGACUGCUGAAAGGGUCUUCUAGAAGAAGUCCAGAGGUAUAAAUCCUUCCUACCAUUCCUGUGGGAAACUGGGGUCUGAGAUCCCUCUGUUGACCACACGAAUGCUUUGACCCUUUACACUAAGACAUCUGUUGGUGGGUUCAUUUGUGUAACAGUGGUUUACUGAACAUUUACUAUAUUCCUAUGGAAGAUAACCACAGUAAACAAUGGGGAUCGAUAAAAUAUUUUUAGGCUAGGCUCAUAUGUAAGAAAGCAAUCAUGCUUAUGAAUAGGUCAGCUUCUAUAUGUUACCACCAAAUUAGAAAACCCUUUAGACAGGCUGUGGGCUUUUCCUCUCUCUGUACCUUGUAAUUUGUAACUACACAGAUAAAUUUUUUUGGGGAAGGAUAAAGAUUAUUAUUUGAGUAUCCUUUAUCUGAAGAAUUUAUCCAAUGAGUUCCAAUUCUUUCAUAUUGAUAAAAGGGCAAUUCUAGCUAAAGAUGAUGGAGGUCAGAUUGUUCAGAUUGUGAAAAUCACAACCCAGUUUUCCCACCUCAGACCUGCCACACAAGCUAAGGUUUUAUGGUCAGGUAGCCUAGCCACCACUGGCUAAGAACAUACUAAUGUUCUUCUCAUGAGCAUAAACAAAAGAAACACUUUAUUGACAUACCUUCCCUCCAAGCUGGACAAGAAUGCAACACUGGGGCCUCAGUUUGUAGUCACCGAAUCCUCUCUUCAUCGACACUGUCUACCACCCACUGUGAAAGCCUGAGCCUAGAGGGGAUCAAUCCCUUUUGUUUGUUUAGAGGUAAAACAAAAAAGCAGGGCUUAGCAGAUAACAGCCUGCUGCUUGUUUUUGUAAAUAAUAAAGUUUUACUCAAACAGCCACACAUACUCAUUUA
This is a messenger RNA of Rattus rattus (black rat), 3711 nucleotides long. RefSeq names its product tubulin gamma complex associated protein 4 (gene Tubgcp4). The transcript has 17 exons. Gene Ontology annotation, biological process: spindle assembly; meiotic cell cycle; microtubule nucleation. Gene Ontology annotation, cellular component: centrosome; gamma-tubulin complex; spindle pole. The record is from RefSeq and is a predicted model, not a curated record. Gene Ontology annotation, molecular function: microtubule minus-end binding; gamma-tubulin binding. Lineage: Eukaryota; Metazoa; Chordata; Mammalia; Rodentia; Muridae. The coding region runs from base 256 to 2250 and encodes 664 amino acids.